Molecule: messenger RNA, 4910 nt
Organism: Podarcis muralis (Common wall lizard)
Lineage: Eukaryota; Metazoa; Chordata; Lepidosauria; Squamata; Lacertidae
Gene: TBL1XR1
Product: TBL1X/Y related 1
Biological process (GO): regulation of transcription by RNA polymerase II
Cellular component (GO): histone deacetylase complex
Molecular function (GO): protein binding; transcription corepressor activity
Source: RefSeq, a predicted model, not a curated record
AACAACCUCCCCCUUUUCUUAAAUCCCCACCCCCAAUACACACACACACACACACACACAGAGGCUCGGGAUAUAAUUGAACACAUUGCAUUUUUUGGGUGGCUUUUUUGCGGUCUCUAUUUUUUUCCUUUUUUUUUUUGGAGGCGGGGAAGAAGGGGGGGGGGCGCCCGGAGCUGCUCCUGCAACUGCAGACCCGUUUUUUUUUUUUUUGUUCCUACAUGCCUUACCUAAAUAUAUAUUUGUAUUAAAAGCCAAGGGGGAAACUGCAUUUCCACAUCUCUCUCUAUGUUUUUUUUCCUCUCCCUCUUCUGCCUCCAUUGCAAAAGGAGGGGGUGAGAACGAGCUUUAACGGAGAGCCAUCAAUUUGCAAGUACCAUCUUCCUGUGACGGGAGGCUCCUAACAGGACACCUUCCACCCAUCAAUGCACUGCCAAUGGGUUAUAUCCUUCGUUGUGACCUCAUGGUUUAAGCGGGCAUAAAGAUGAGUAUAAGCAGUGAUGAGGUUAACUUCCUCGUAUAUAGAUACUUGCAAGAGUCCGGGUUCUCUCAUUCAGCAUUUACCUUUGGUAUCGAGAGCCAUAUCAGCCAGUCUAACAUCAACGGUGCCCUGGUACCCCCUGCUGCUUUGAUUUCCAUCAUCCAGAAAGGCUUGCAGUAUGUAGAGGCGGAAGUCAGUAUUAAUGAGGAUGGUACUUUGUUCGAUGGUAGGCCGAUAGAGUCCCUCUCGCUGAUAGACGCCGUGAUGCCCGAUGUGGUGCAGACGAGACAGCAGGCCUACAGGGACAAACUCGCCCAGCAACAGGCGGCGGCCGCUGCGGCGGCGGCUCCGACAAACCAGCAGGGGUCUGCGAAGAAUGGCGAAAACACUGCGAACGGCGAGGAAAAUGGAGCCCACACUCUAGCAAAUAAUCACACGGAUAUGAUGGAAGUAGAUGGCGACGUCGAAAUCCCUUCUAACAAAGCAGUGGUGUUGCGUGGCCACGAAUCAGAAGUAUUCAUCUGUGCGUGGAACCCUGUUUGCGACCUCCUGGCCUCUGGAUCGGGAGAUUCAACGGCAAGAAUAUGGAACCUUAGUGAAAACAGUACCAGUGGAUCCACACAGCUGGUCCUUCGGCACUGUAUACGAGAAGGGGGCCAAGAUGUACCGAGCAACAAAGACGUGACUUCCCUAGAUUGGAAUAGCGAAGGUACGCUUCUAGCAACAGGGUCAUACGAUGGAUUUGCAAGGAUAUGGACUAAAGAUGGUAAUCUCGCCAGCACGUUAGGGCAACAUAAAGGUCCCAUAUUCGCAUUAAAAUGGAACAAAAAGGGCAACUUCAUAUUGAGCGCAGGCGUGGACAAGACCACAAUUAUUUGGGAUGCACAUACUGGAGAAGCCAAACAGCAGUUUCCUUUCCAUUCUGCACCAGCGUUAGAUGUUGACUGGCAGAGCAACAACACAUUCGCCUCCUGUAGCACAGAUAUGUGUAUUCACGUCUGUAAACUAGGCCAAGAUAAGCCCAUCAAAACCUUCCAGGGCCACACCAAUGAAGUUAACGCAAUCAAAUGGGAUCCCACUGGUAAUCUUCUGGCAUCUUGUUCCGAUGACAUGACUUUAAAGAUCUGGAGUAUGAAACAAGAUAGUUGUGUCCACGAUCUACAAGCACACAACAAAGAAAUUUAUACUAUCAAAUGGAGUCCUACGGGGCCAGGAACAAACAACCCAAAUGCCAAUCUUAUGUUAGCAAGUGCAUCUUUCGAUUCUACAGUUCGGUUAUGGGAUGUAGACAGAGGGAUCUGCAUCCACACCUUGACGAAACACCAAGAACCUGUGUACAGUGUAGCUUUCAGUCCUGACGGCAGGUAUCUGGCCAGUGGCUCUUUCGACAAAUGUGUACACAUCUGGAAUACACAGACGGGUGCUCUAGUGCAUAGUUAUCGGGGAACAGGAGGCAUUUUUGAGGUUUGCUGGAAUGCAGGAGGAGACAAAGUUGGAGCGAGUGCUUCAGAUGGUUCAGUUUGUGUACUAGACCUACGGAAAUAGCGCUAUUAGUUGGAAGCCAUGGACCGACUAUGAAUGUGUACAUAGCCAAAAUGACUGUCCCCUUGACCCAUGUACUGCUAUAGUCCCAAUUGAACCAUGGCCAGUUCCACUACAGCCAAACCCGAGAAAGAAUUAUAUACAUAUACUGUGUAUUAAAAAAAAAAAGCGAAAACAGACAAGACACACGGCAAACGAUUAACACCCUGAAGAAGACGACAAGAGGUUGUUGGGUUCUUUUGUUUUUUCGUUUUUUCACAGCUUGUGAAGCCUGUUCACCAAGUGCUGGAAUCUGCUGUGCCCCCACCCCACCCCACCCAAAAUAACAUGUGAGCAUCUUUGGAAAUGGAAAAACAAAAAACUAAACAAAACAGGAAGAGAAAGAGAGAGAGAGAGAUGUAACCGUAGAGGAGCAGCUCAUUGUGUGUACCAAAUUGGGGAAAGUUUCAGGUGGCUGCCUCCCUCCUUCCCUCCCCCCCUCCUUCUGCAUCCCCUCCCUUCUUCAAGGUUUUAAAAAAUGGAAUUCCCCUAUCCCUCCACCCCACCUUUCUUCUUUGGCUUCCUUUCUUCGUAGCGGACGAGCAGUUUUUGUGUACCUUGCCUUUUAACACCCCCUACCCCCUUAUUUUUGCUCAGAAUUGGGGAGGGUGUGUGUGUGUAACGUUUUGCAGCCGUCCUUUCCGAAUGUGUUAUUUUAAAGGUGUAGGGACAUCUCGAAGGCGUUGUGGUUCCCUGUCCACAGCUUAGGCAGGGAGGCAAGGAAGCGCAAAGCAGAACCUCUCGGAACAUUGUAAGUUUGACAUUCCUUUACAUCGACGUAAGAUCCAUUACUCAUGGGCUCACAGGCCAGGGGGCUGGGGUGGCUCGGCCUUUAGGUAUAAGUAUAUCUGUAAAAGUGUGUUCCAAAAAGCAGUCGUCCCUUACUUGAGACAUUUCAGGCAAACAUCAAAGGGUACAUUAUUUUGUUUUUGUGUGUUUUAAUUAAGAAAGUGCAGGGGUGUGUUUAUACACACACAUCGACACUCUGGUGUUUGGAACACAUGCCCACAAUGGAGGGAUCAGGGUUGUGCCAUUUGCUCCCACCUGAAGUUUGUGUGUUACGUUUUAUAUUUGCAUAGGGACCUGCACACACAGACACAGCCGUGGUGUAUCUGCAAGGAGUGGCUCUGGAUUGCACCAGUCCUGGUUCCACCAAGGCAUGGACAUUCCAAAACAUCAGCACAGGACUAAUUCAACUUUUGCUUUAGCUGUAGCUUGGCAGUUUCUUUGAACCCAUUGCUAUAGUCUUAGAGCCCCAACUGCGCAACUGCUGCGAAAGAAGGAAAGAAACGUGAGGGGAAACGGAUCGUUUGGUUUGCGCUCAAAUUCACCUGGGCGAGGUUUUUUUCUGCUACAACAUCCGGGGGACUCUUCGCCUGUUCCUUCUCAGAUGUCUAGUGUCACCAAAGUCCAAAUUAAUUUAAAGUAUUUUGAGUUUGGGGUGGGUGAGUAGGUGCCCGACACAAGACACAUGCACACACUUUUUUCCCUUUUUAAAUUUUUAUUUUUAUUAUUAAAAAAUUCAGAAAUGUAUUUGCCACCUCAUUGCUAAUACUGGGACGAGGUAAGCAGUUUGCUUGCUUACGGAAGCGUCCUACUGGACAUGUUUUGUCCAUCCAAAAUGUGUCAGAGAGCAGUUUUUACGCCUGUGCCGAACCAGUCUUGGCACUGGCAAAAGUUCAAAACGAAUCGUGGCCCCUUUUUAGAUCUGAAAGGAAACGGCAGGGGGGAGGAAGGGGGGGGAAAUCUGAGAAUUGUUUCAUGAUUUAUUUCAAGAUGAAUUUGACUUCUAUCAGAAGCGUGGCUCUUGCCCUGCUGCUCCCAUUCCAUAAUUUCCAUAUUCCAUCCCCCCCCCCAAUCCCCCACAAAAUCCAGCGCAAAAAUACGACCACCACCAAUAGUGGUGUUUCUUAUCUCAAACGUUGCUUUUCCAUUCCUUGCAGCGAGAGGUGGCCGUGGCAGAACUGCUCUCCGCUCACAUAUUUGAGUAUAGCAAAAACCCCAGUAGCAUCAGCGCCCCUGCUUUGUGAAAAAAGUGGUGUGAAAGCAGAUUUUCCUCCAGUACUGCUGAUGCGCAGUGUUUUCAUGCAAUUCCCCGCCCCUUUUCAAAGCGAAUUUCCCCCUCCUCUCUCUGGAGUCCGCUUCAACCGGCCCAAUCUCUCUGCCGCUUGCCCCUCGAUAACAAAGCCCUAGACAGAAACCUGCAGAUCUGGACUACAGCUCCCAUCAUUCAUAACCGUUAGCCGUGCUUGUUGGGGGCUGAUGGGAGUUGGAGUCCCAGCAGCAUCCGGACAGCCACAGGUUCCCCCACUUUUGCUUUAUAUAGCUCGUUGCAGAUUGAUCCUAACGCAGAAAAGGCAGCUUUUGGUCUCUUCUUUUUAGCCGAUGGCGUUUUGGGCUUUUUAGCAUUGAUUUCUGUGCACACGAAACCAUGUUUUGAGGCAGUUGGGAGUCCAGCUCAGCCUUACACGGCAUGGCAACCAUUUUAGCCUACUUUUAAUACACACAAACACAUCAGUUACUACUAAUGGGGGAGUUGCUACCUUAACGCGAAACAAGCAAAAGGAAGAUUUAUACCCACAAGGGCAGUCAGUCAUCUGAUACGGCUCUCUACCAGCUGUUUGUAUGGUUUGGGAAUAGGCUCAAGAUGUUCAGAACAAUUUCCCUGUGAAUUUUGAUAUGUAAGAAACUCUUAACCUGUUGAAUAUCUGGCACUUGGAACAUUUUUUUUUUGUGCUUUUUAUUGCUGGAGGUCCAGGACUGUUGCUGACCUCUCAUUAUUCAAAUAAUUUUUAAAAAAAAGUUUUAAAAAAUGUAAAAUGAAAUAAAAUAAAAAAUCUGUGCAAUAAUU